GGGGACGUGACACCGUGGGAGCAGCAGCAGUCAGUGUCCUCCUGUCCCUCGGACACAGCGCAGCCGCCGGAGGAGGAGAGGGAUUCAGACCGAGAGAGAGAGGAGAGCGGAUCGUGCAGGAUGAACUUUGCCGCUCAGUUUUUCUACUCGAGCUACCUGAGCGAGCGACUUGAGCGGCUGCAUUCACCCCAUCUAGCGAUUAAAGACAGCGAGGAGAAUGACCCCUUCUGGCAGAGAGAUGAGCUGCGUCUGGGCCCCAGUCCGCCGGGCGGCUCUUACAAGGGCCCCAUCAGCAACGGCUCCGUGGGCCGCCGACCCACCCUCAUCGAGCCGGAGCGGCUGAAGGACUUCGGGGAGGAGGAGCUCCUCAACGGGGACGUGAGGGUGUGGGAGGCGACGGUGGUGUGUCCCCCCGAGGUCCAGCUCUUGGACCCCCCCAAGACCAGGAGGGUCAGCGAGUUCACGGCCCCGGUCAAGCCUCCUCCCCCGCAGUACCUCCGCUUCGAGGACAUCAGCGCCGCGGCCUUCAAGAUCCAGUCUGGGAUCCAGAGGACGCCGUGCACGUACUCCAGACUGUCCAAACAGUACGGGAUGGAGAUCUACCUGAAGAAGGAGCACCUCAACUACACGGGCUCUGUGAAGGAGAGAGGAGUGCUCUACCUGCUGACAUCACUCACACAGGGGCAGCAGAAGAAGGGCGUGAUCGUUGCCACCGACUGUAACUUCUCCAUGGCCGUGGCCCACCAUGCAGUGGAGCUGAAGAUCCCCGUGUUUGUCAUCAUGCCGUCCUCCUGCUCCGCGCCCCGCCUCAGGAACUACAGGGACUACGGCGCCAUGGUCAUCUCGUACGGAAGCACGGCCCAGGACUCCCAGAACCACGCCCGCCAUCUGGCCAGGGAGAAUGGAUACCUCUACCUGGAGGAAGAUGAAAGUGCAGCGUACCUCGCAGGCCUGGGCACCGUGGGCAUGGAGAUCUUUGAGCAGGUGCCCAAGCUGGACGCAGUGGUGGUGCCGGCCGGUGGGCAGUACGGUCUUCUGGCUGGCACGGCGGCGGCCAUCAAACACCUCAAUUCACGCAUUCUUGUUAUAGGAGUUGAACCUGAAGAUUUCCCUCUGCUGCUACAAUCCCUGAAAACAGACUGUCCAGUCAAAGACAUGGCCAGCAUCCCCAAUAAGAAACUCUAUGGAGAUCUUGUGGAGCAUUCGCUGGGCGUCAACACUUUCCAGCUGGCAAAGAAACUAGUAGACAAAGUCAUCUCUGUCAGGGAGGAGGACUCUCUGGUGGCGAUGCUGCGCUUCCAGGAGUUUGAGCGCUCCACCGUGGACACAGAGGGAGCCAUGGGACUGGCCGCCAUCCUGGCCGGACAGCUACCAGAGCUCAAGGGCAAAAAGGUGGCGGUGGUGGUGAGCAGCGCCAACAUGGAGCUGGAGCUGGUGAGGCAGUGCGUGGAGCGAGCGCUGGUGCUGGACGAGCGGGUCAGCAAGUUCUCGGUGCAGCUGGGCGACGGGCCGGGAGACAUGGCCAAGCUGCUGGACUUCCUGUCCAGAGAGGACGUCAGAUUGUUGGACGUCUGCCAUCGGAGACACAACGACAAGUCAGAGCUCUUCAAGACCAAGGUGGAGUGUGUGGUGGAAACCAGGGAUAAGGCACAGAGCAUUCAGCUGCGCAAGACGCUGUGCGAGCGCUACCCCUCUCUACGCUGGCUGGACCGGUGAUGCGGACUGGCACACACCAAACACCAAAAAAAAAAAAAAACAAGAUUUGCGACACAAAUCAAAAACCGUAACGACAUGCAGUAUUCUUAAAACGUGUGAAACAGAUUCCUG
Molecule: messenger RNA, 1827 nt
Organism: Myripristis murdjan (pinecone soldierfish)
Lineage: Eukaryota; Metazoa; Chordata; Actinopteri; Holocentriformes; Holocentridae
Product: L-threonine ammonia-lyase
Exons: 11
Coding region: 121-1716 (531 amino acids)
Biological process (GO): L-threonine catabolic process; L-serine catabolic process
Molecular function (GO): L-serine ammonia-lyase activity; threonine deaminase activity
Source: RefSeq, a predicted model, not a curated record